AUGCCACUACUACUCCCGAUUCAUGCGCUGCCUCUGGCUGCUGCUGGGACCCACUCCCAGCUGGACAGGCUGGACCUUAUUCCUACCCCCGGCAACCAGCGCAUCGACUGUGGCAACGCUACCACUACCCAAGCCCAGUGCGUCACCAGCGGAUGCUGCUGGAGCCCUCUUGGUCCCACCGACAUUCCCGGCCCGACAUGCUACAAGUUCCUGUCGCCCGUUGACACCGGUUGCCCCGCCACCCCUGUUGCCAAGUGGUACCGCAUCGACUGUGGUGAUGCCUCGACCACCCCUCUUGGAUGUAUCGACAGCGGCUGCUGCUGGGAUACCACCGCCCUUGGUACUGGACCCAACUGCUACACCAAGCAAUCCGGUCUCCCGGCCUCUCCUCCUCCUCCGAUCCCGACUCCUCCUCCUCAAGACCCCAACACCGGCAACUACUCGGUUCUGUACAUUGGCGCCACCGUCCCGAUCCAUCUGUACGUUGCCCCCGUCAGCAACAAGGUCAUCCUCCUUGAGCGUAUCUUUGGUGGCGUGUUGAAUACCACUCACUCCUAUGAGCUCGAUGUCACCACCGCGACCGAGCGCCCGCUCCACGUCAUCACCGACAUUUUCUGCUCCGCCGGUGUCAUUCUCCCUGUUCCGGCCGCAACCCUGAUCAAUACCGGUGGCUGGUCCGAUGUUGCCCUCUACGGUGUCCGUGCCUUCAACCCCUGUGGCUCCAACGGUGUCUCGGGCACUUGCGACUGGGUCGAGAACAACCAAAUCUCCAAGCUCCAGGUUCCUCGCUGGUACCCCGCCUCGAUCACUCUGUCGAACGGACAGCUUGUUGUGAUGGGAGGUUUGACGGCCCAGAACGUUGCCGGCGGUGUCAACCAACCGACCUAUGAGUUCCUGCCUCCCAACGGCCCUCACAACGGUCUCCGCACCAUGCAGCUCCUUGUUGAUACCAACACCUUCAACUUGUACCCCAACGCCCAUAUCAUGCCCGACGGCAAGGUCAUGGUUAGUGUCAGGGACGAGCACCAGCUCUUUGACCAGGACUUCAACCUCCUUUCGGCCCUCCCCAACAGCCCCCGCGAAGUCGUUCCCAACGGCGGUCGCACCUACCCGAUGACCGGCAUGCACGCCCUGCUCCCUCUCGAUCCCGCCAACAACUACGCCGCCAAGUACCUUGUCUGCGGUGGUGGCUCGGACUUCCCCAAGACCUCGCCGGCCCUCAGUUCGUGCACCACCCUCGACUACAACUCGCAGAGCUGGUCCGCCCUUGAGACGAUGCCGAUUCCCCGUGUCAUGGGAGACAUGGUCACGCUUGCUGACGGCACUGUUCUGAUGAUCAACGGUGCCCAGCAGGGAUCUGCUGGCUUCAACCUGUCGCAGAUCUGCGCGUCCACGGCCCUCCACUACGAUCCCACCAAGGCUUUCGGCCAGCGCAUCACCGUUGGCGGCACCACCAAGCUGUGCCGUCUCUACCACGCCCUUGCUGUCCUCCUUCCCGACGCUCGUGUCCUGAUUGCUGGCUCGACCCCGAACACCGACUCGAACGGUGUCCCGCCCUAUGUCACCUAUCCCGCCGAGAAGACUGUCGAGAUCUACACCCCGGCUUACAUCAACAAGGCUCCCCGUCCCGUCAUCUCGCCCUUCACCAGCGACUCCCGCAUCUGGAAGUACAACACCCAGUACUCGUUCGCUUCCACUCUUCCCUCCGGUAACACCGGUACAUUCCGUGUUUCCCUCGUUCAGGAUCAAUUCGUCACCCACUCGAACCACAUGGGUCAGCGCUAUGUCUAUCUCACGGCCACUUAUGCCAACGGCGUUGUGACGAUCACCACCCCUCCCAACUCGUUCGUCCUUCCUCCUGGCUGGUACAUGAUCUUUGUGCUCGACAACGGUGUCCCGUCUGUUGCCGAGUGGGUCCUGGUCGGCAACGAGGUCAUCGAUCCCUCUGUCACCGCCUGGGUCGCUGGUCUGGAUCCCAGCAACAACAUCCCCCUCUAA
Polychytrium aggregatum is the source of this 1998-nucleotide messenger RNA. RefSeq names its product glyoxal oxidase N-terminus-domain-containing protein. NCBI's taxonomy places the organism in Eukaryota, Fungi, Chytridiomycota, Chytridiomycetes, Polychytriales. The record is from RefSeq and is a predicted model, not a curated record. The transcript is spliced from 5 exons. Bases 1 to 1998 code for a protein of 665 amino acids.